UUCUCUCUCUACUGACUCACUCUGCGCAUUUUCUCGUAAAACCCAAUCAGACAAAAAAAACCCUAAUUGCCUCUUUGUUAGGAAACACACUGUCCCACCACCCUAAACUCACUCACAGAAACCCUCACUUUCAGUUUUGCGAUGAUGGAACGUGUGGUAUUAGAUGCUGGAGGUUGAAGCUGGUGUGUUUUUCGUGGGGAAAAUUUGAAAUAAAUAGUUUGUGAUAAAGCAACAAGAUGCACGCCAAAGGUUCUAAUAUCGGAAAAACCUGCAUAGAGUUACCAGGAAAUUCUGCAUCAUUUGGUCCAAAUCUUCCUCUGCAGGCAGGUUUUGAUUUAAGCAAUCAAUAUAAUGCAAGGAAUCAAGUAGGGAUCUUUCCAGACUGGCGUAAGAAUACUGCAAUCAGUCACGGCCGAAAUUUGAUUAGAAAUAAAAUUUCUGCAUUUUUCAGGUGCCGACUCCAAUAUGACAAAGAACGGGCUUCAGUUAUAACAAAUAUUCUGGAAAACGAGUUAUUUAUUAAUGCUUCUUCACAGGAGGAGUACAUGAACCAGAAUACGUUGAUACAUCGAUUGAAUACUGUACUGAAAAAGUUGACAGGAACAAAGUGCAGCCAAAAUGCUGAUAGUUCUAUUACUUGUACAUCUAAGACAGUGCCCUCUUCAGAUUUAUCACAACCUGCUUUUCAGAAAGUGUUCAACAAUCAAUCAUCUGAUAAGUGUUCAUCAAUCACUACAUGCACCGAUGUGGAUGUGCUUUCUAACUUUUCUGUUUCUGCUGCGAAUAUUAAUCUGGAAACUAGGUCCAAAUCAAUUGAUAGUCAUUUUCCUCAGCAACAUCCAAACAAUUGGGAGGUUGAUCCAAUGAAGCAUGUAGAUUGUUCAAUGGCUAUGAUUACUACAAAGGGAAAGUCCCUCCAAUCUGAAUGUUCAAAUUCUCUGAGCCUUCCACAUGUCUCAAGAGAAUUUUCAAGAGUUUCCAAUCUUUUUCCUGGCUCAAGCAGCUUUGGAGAUAUAAGGCAACAUCAACACCAGAAGCCAGAUUUUCAACAGAAUCUCAAACAUUUUAGGCAGUCACAUGUUCUUCAUGAUAAAACUUCUAUUGUUCAGCCUAAUUCUUGCUUUGUCAGUCAAGGUGAACAUCUCCGUCAAAUAUUGGGUCAGAAAACAUUGAAACAGCCGGAGCAUUUAAGUCCCGAUGCGGAUAAACAGUUCACUUCAGGAAGCUCAGCAGCAAAUCUUUUUGGUUUAGAUGGAUCUGCUAAUAUGAAUAUCGAUAGUAAUUUUGAACUAACAGAUAUACAAAGGAUCGUGCUUCAAUAUCUUUUCUACAAAAAAGCAAGCGAUUUUUCACUGGAUCUUGCUAUGAAACAUCUGCAUUCAAAAGCUUGUGGUGAAGGGAUAUGUAAUUGUGGAAAGUAUAGCAUGCUGUUAUUGCAUUUUGAUGCCUGUCAAGAUGGUAAUUGUCAAACAUGUUCCUCCUGGAAAUUGCUAGGCACUUAUACUCGUGAGCGUUAUUUGAAAUCGAAUAGCCUUAAUAAGAGUUCUGUUGUAAGAAAAAAUAAUGCCUCUUACGAUAGUUCUGAACACAUGGUAUCACCUGCUGUCAAAAGAAGAAAAAUGAAAUCUGCCUUUGGUGAUCCUUUAAUUAAUAAUGCAAGUUUGGAUUGGUGGACUCACAAAAUGGUUCAAUUGCAGCAACAGCCAGAAUCUUCGCUCCCACCUAUCUAUUCUAAAGUUUCAGGGUGCAAUUCCGAACAACUUACAAAUCCAAUGCUUGAUUCAAUAAUCAAUAAUGAGAUAAAGAGCAAUCGUGAUACAUUUGAGAAUAUUUUAAAGAAUAAAGAAAAUCUCUUAAAAGAUUUAGAUGCUGCUGAUCACAUACCAGAGGAAUCAGACCCCAAAAGCAAUGAUGUCAAAGUCAAUGGCAACAUAGGGAAAAGUGUGGUUAAACCUUCCAUUACUAUACCUCGUUCCAUUGUGCACACUUUCGGAGAACUUAUGUCUACUCAUACAGAAGAACUAAAUUCCAAAAUCGUGAAAGUCAGCAACAACUUGGAUGGAACCGUCACCAGAUCUAAUUCCAUUGUGCAUGAUCUCUGCAGUGAACCUAUGCCUGCUGAUAUAGAGGAAACAGUCCGCAACAGCGAUCAUGUGAAAGACAUCAGCAACUCAGAAGAAGCUGUUAUUAGAUCGAAUUCCAACAUUCAUACUCUCUACAACGAACUUAUGUCUGCUGAUAUAAACAACGUCAGAAUCUCAGAGGAAACUAUCGUUGGAUCUAAUUCCAAUGUGCAUAUUCUCUGCACAGAACCUAUGCCAGCAGAUGUAGAGAGCAUACAAGGUGGAACUGGGUUGACUCAGGAUGGGAUAAAUGAUACAAAGAAAGCCAUGGAGUCAAAAGCUGAUCAAGAGAAGGAAACGGAAUCCUCAAAUGCAACGGUUAAUACUGUUUCCUUAACUGAUUUUUUCACAUGUAAUCAAAUAACUGAACACAUUGCAAGUCUGAGAAAGCAAUUUAAUCAGAGUACAACGGUUGAAGAACCGGCAGUUGAUGGUUUUGAAUGCCAGUUAUGUGAAAUGGGAACUCUUCAUUUUGCCCCCCUGCCAAUUUAUUGCUUUUGUUGCGGCAUCCGUAUAAAGCGAAACUCAUACUAUUACUAUAGAAGAGAAGAAGAUGAUACACAACCUUGCUUUUGCACUGUGUGUUAUAGGAAUUCUCGAGGGGGUAACAUCACAUUCAAUGGGACAUCUGUUUCCAAGACAGAUCUUGAUAAAAAGACAAACAAUGGAGAAUUUGAAGAAGCAUGGGUUGAAUGCAGUAAAUGCAAAAGUUGGCAGCAUCAAAUAUGUGCACUCUAUAACGAUAAAAGAGAUUUGGACAACAGUGCUGAGUAUACGUGUCCUAUAUGUCGCUUAAAGGAAAUUGAAAAUGGAAUGCAUGUACCCUUACCAAAGAAUGCUAUGUUUGGUGCUAAGGACUUGCCAAGCACCAUGCUAAGUGACCAUAUAGAGAGGCGACUUUUUAAGCGUCUCAUGCAAGAGAGUGAAGAUUGGGCAAAAGUCGAAGGGAAUAAGAAUCUUGAUGAAGUUUUAUUAGCAGAAAAUCUUUCUGUUAGAGUAGUGUUAUCUGUCGAGAAACAAUUGAAAGUGAAGAAACAGUUUCUAGAGAUAUUUGCGGAGGAGAAUUACCCAGCCGAGUUUCCUUAUACAUCAAAAGUUAUUCUUCUGUUUCAGCAGAUUGAAGGUGUAGAUGUAUGCCUUUUCGCAAUGUAUGUCCAGGAGUUUGGAUCCGAAUGUGGCAAUCCAAAUAAGCGUAGUGUGUAUAUUUCAUAUCUUGAUUCUGUCAAGUAUUUUCGGCCCCAAAGAGCGACCAUGAAUGGAGAAGCUCUUCGUACCUUCGUUUACCAUGAGAUAUUGAUUGGAUAUCUAGACUUUUGCAAGAAACGUGGUUUCACAACUUGCUAUAUAUGGGCCUGUCCACCUAUAAAGGGGGAAGAUUACAUACUAUAUUGUCAUCCUGACACUCAAAAAACACCGAAGAAUGAUAAACUUCGACACUGGUAUCUUUCAAUGCUAAGAAAGGCUGCCCAAGAAAAUAUCGUUGUUGGUUUAACCAACAUAUACGAUAAUUUCUUUGUUUCUAGUGGAAACUGGGACUCCAAGGUAACAGCUGCUCGUUUGCCUUACUUUGAUGGAGACUUCUGGUCUGGUACUGCUAUGGACAAAGUCAGGAUCAUUGAGCAAGAGAGUGGAGGAGACUAUGAAAAGAUGUUGAAACUAGUACCAAAAAGAACUUUAAAGGCUAUGGGACAUGUAGAUCCUUCAAAAGGAACCGCCAAAGACAUUCUAGUGAUGCAAAAACUGGGACAAGCCAUACUACCAUUCAAGGAAGAUUUUAUCAUAGUUCAAUUACGGUAUGUUUGCACGCACUGCAAUGAAGUGAUAGUGUCUGGAAAGCGAUGGUUUUGCACUGCCAUUGAAUGCAAGAAAUUUCAGGAGUGUGAAAGAUGCCAUACUUCUGAUUCACACGCCUCUGUCAAUGGCGAUAAGCAUAGACUUUGUCAGGACCUCAUGGAUGAUGAUAUCCUUUGUGAUACUAAGGAGAAUGAUGUGACCCUUGAUAAUGAGUUCUUUGAUACUAGGCAUAACUUUUUGAGCUUUUGCCAAAAGAAUAGCUUUCAGUUUGACUCGCUGCGCCGAGCCAAGUAUUCCUCAAUGAUGAUCCUCUAUUUUCUAAAGAAUCCUUCUUUGCUGAAUGUUGGAACAAUAUGUCGUGUUUGCAAUAAACAAAACGUUUACCAGUACCACUGGAAAUGUCAGAGUUGCCCAGAGUUCAUUGUCUGCGCUGCAUGCUAUGAAAAGAGAGGUGCUAAUUGCCAUGCACACACGUUGAUUCAAACUUAUUCAACAGUUCUAAGUCCUUCAGGGAAUCAAGAGUUAAAUCCGAAAGCGGCACUGAUACAGGAACUGCAAGAUGUUGUAAAGCAUGCAUCGCAGUGUCGCUCAACCAAAACUCAACCAUGCACAUAUCUACACUGUCUUCAAAUUAAAAAACUGUUCUCUCAUGCAAGUAGGUGCACCAUCCGAAUUUCUGGCGGAUGUAGAUACUGCAAGAAGGUUUGGGUGGCACUAGCUGUACACUCAAGGAGUUGUAGGGACUCAGGAUGUUGCAUCCCUCGUUGCAGGGAUCUGAAGAAGCAAGCAGAAUGGAUAGCAACGCAAUCUGAAUCGCGACGUAGAGCUGCAGUUUUGGAAGGCAACAGCGAACUACUCUCUCCUCGUUGAAACCUUUGAAAAGGAUUAUUAUCAAACUUGAAAAGUUUAAGGAGUUGUACAUAAUUUUUAUUGAAAUGCACUUCUAAGCUUUAAGAAAUUGUACAUAAUUUUAAUUUACAGAAAGACACUUAAUCGAACAAAAGUAGUUCAAUCAUAUAAUUUAAUUUUUACCAUGUAGUGCCUUGACUUGUCUGACAUGAAUAU
Messenger RNA from Cajanus cajan (pigeon pea), 4982 nucleotides. RefSeq names its product histone acetyltransferase HAC12. Gene Ontology annotation, biological process: positive regulation of transcription by RNA polymerase II. Gene Ontology annotation, cellular component: transcription regulator complex; histone acetyltransferase complex. Gene Ontology annotation, molecular function: transcription coactivator activity; chromatin DNA binding; zinc ion binding. The record is from RefSeq and is a predicted model, not a curated record. NCBI's taxonomy places the organism in Eukaryota, Viridiplantae, Streptophyta, Magnoliopsida, Fabales, Fabaceae.